This is a messenger RNA of Aureobasidium musti, 1803 nucleotides long. Lineage: Eukaryota; Fungi; Ascomycota; Dothideomycetes; Dothideales; Saccotheciaceae. The record is from the annotation of a GenBank genome assembly.
GCGUUUCUGGAAAGAUCACCCCAAGGAGAUAGAGGCUGGGGUGACUUCCCUCCCCCUUCGCCCCCGUUGCUGCUGCCGCCUGGCCUCCAAAGGAGCAGGAGGAUACCACCGAGCCGCACGAAGGCUCAGAAGAGGGAGACGAGCCUAAGCGCAGGAGCUGGUUCAAGAGGACUCUGGGCUUGGGAGAGACUACGCCUCCACGCCCAGGCACAUAUCAGUACAAUGUCUACGNAUGAGGCACUACGGGUGUGGAAGAAGCAGCUCGCAAAGGCUCCCAAGCCCAGAGAGACGGGGCGCGUGUUUGACAAUCAGGGGAGAGAGAUCACUGGCCAGGUUGACAAGAAAGGAAGGCCAAUAGUGCCGAAAUCUGCGCUGGCUCCUCCCAAAUCUGGUCGAAGCACUGCGUCCCGUCGUCCUCGAGCGGAACCGAUAACAAGCCACUGGACAGCCGGACUGGGAGUCGGAGGACCCGGUGGUGGUUUCGUUCCUCCCAGAAGGCUGAUGCCUGCUGGUGAGGNNGGGGAACAUCGUCGUGAGGCGGAUUCCAGUGGUACCAACAGGGCCCUGGAUGAUGCUCCGGUGUUCUCUANNGAGGCCACCACCACGGACAACCUCGUGCGCGUGAAUCGAGCAGGCUCGCAAAGCCACGGCCGAGUUCUUGAGCUUUCUCGUGCACAUCAANAGGGAAGCGAUCACGCUGCGCCGCUCAUCGCGCUUCUGGCAGUGAAGAAACCCACCAGCCAAUCCCACAACAGCAUCACUACGACGACAUCACGUCCUGCGCGUUCACAGCUCUCGCGCUUCACCUCACAACAACUCUUCUCACGAUCUUCUCUUCCACACAACACCGCCAUCAUGUUCAGCAUUGGCCCUCCCAGCUCAUCAUCCGGCUCUGGCCCAUCCAGCAGGGACGUUUCGCCCAGCAAAGGAUCAGAAUGGUCUACAACCUCUGAACCUCACAUCGAACCAAAGACGCCUAAGAAACGCGCAUCAUCCAAAUCAUCCACUUCAUCCUUCGAAACGUACUGGUCUGAUGACAGCGAGACACCCGUCAAACCUCGUGCGCUGAGAAGAUCUGGCAGAGUCCUCUCCUCAAGAGACUCGUUCGAUGCAAGAUCUCUUCUCUCGACAUCGGACCCUAGAUCAGAGGCUGGUUCCACUAGAUCAGAGGCUGGAUCCCAAGAGUCUCACUAUCCCAACUCCUCAGAGCAUACCCAAGGCGAGACUGAGGAGGAAAUUCCGGAUAUUUUCCCCAACCCCGAAGAGUGGACUUCUCAGCACGACACUAGAAACAUCGAUCCCCUGAAGUUGGGCGUGAUCCCCGUGGCACCCCUUCCUCCCCACUCACGCGAAGCAUGGGGUCUUUCUCCCCUGAGACUGCGCUGCCCUUUCGAUUCUCACCGCCACCCCUACCACAUCUACGAGUGGAACACCAAGAAACUCAACUGCUAUGAUCAACACGAAAGCGACUGUCAACUCUGCGGAGCUUCUUGCUGCUCUGUCAUGGCGUACACCAAAGCCAUCAACGAAGACCCUCGCCCUAACCCUGUGGUGCCUCUGAAGUAUCGCAAGGCCUUCCAGCAUGACAUUGACCAGAUCAACGCCAUGAAGCCCCAAGCCACCGAUCCCUUUGAGAGAAUGCUCAAGUGCGACACUUGCUACCGCAACGUUUGUCCUGAUUGCGCAGGUCGCUGCAUGCAGCCCGCUUGUCUCCGUAUCAUCUGCAAGUCUUGCGGUGACCCCGACCCUUGGUCCUACUGCCAGUGUGAGAUGAUGGAUGGUAAACUCAGAGUUACCUACAUC